UCUCCUUUUUUUUUGGCUACAGGAAGUGAUUUGCAGUGUUCACAGCCCUUUGUUGAAAAGGGUCCUUCUCAUUUGUGUGAGUCAUGCUUUUGCUGUGAGCGAGUUGGCAGCUCUAAGCAGGACUGAGAUCUCAGUCACAGAAAACUGUUACUUCACUCAACCUUAACAAGGAACCAAAAGAAAUUUCUUAAAAAUAUACAUUUUUUCAUUUAUGCUUACACUCUUUUUCUUUUUUACCCUAAAUUCUUGUUAACCCUCCGUGCCGUUAUGAAUUGCUUGCUAUGUUAGUACAAGCAUCUCCUGCAUUGGCAUCAGAUUUGCCAGAACAUAUGCAGGAAAGCAGAUAGAAGGGCAUGCUUCAACGUACCAAGUAUAACCGCUUCAGGAAUGAUUCUGUGACAUCUGUUGAUGAUCUUAUUCACAAUUUGCCCAUGAACAGCAAGGUCUCAGCAGUUGCUACAACUUCAGCUUCACCUUCGUACCUGGUCUCACCAGAGGUUCUCCGCAAGGACCAAGAAGAUGGACCCACCACCCUGUGUACCCUCAUCCAUAAAGUGUCCCACUUGAAACUCUCUAGCACGGGCAGCCUUUUGGGUAUCAAAAACCUCUCCUCUGCAGUGAAGGAGCUUGCUGUCUCCAAAUUGCAGGGAAGCUCGAGUGCUUCUAGUUCAGCAGCAGGGGCUUCAGACAACACAUGUAACCUUGUCUCUGCCACUUCGUGUUCUCAGCAGGACGUGAGCAAGAUGAGUAUGGGGAAAAAAGCAUGGUCAGAGGAAAUGCACCUGGGAAGUGAAGAUUGGAAUCAAACUAGCAGUUUUGUCAAUAAAUCCUCUCGAGGAUGGCUGCACUCGAGUGAGAAGAUCCUGGGACCUGGUGUGACGUACAUUGUGAAGUACUUGGGCUGCAUAGAAGUCUUACGGUCAAUGAGAUCUCUUGACUUCAGUACUAGAAUGCAGGUUGCAAGGGAAGCAAUCAGUCGUGUUUGUGAAGCCAUGCCUGGUGCCAAAAGAGCCUUCAAGAAACGAAAGCCACCAAGCAAAGUCCUUUCUAGCAUCUUGGGAAAGAGCAAUCUUCAGUUUGCAGGAAUGAGCAUAAUGUUGAAUAUCUCCACCAGCAGCUUAAAUCUAAUGAAUCCAGAUACAAAACAGAUCAUAGCAAAUCACCAUAUGCAAUCUAUCUCCUUUGCGUCUGGAGGUGAUCCGGAUACUUCAGACUAUAUUGCAUAUGUAGCUAAGGAUCCUGUUAAUCGUAGAGCUUGUCAUAUACUGGAAUGCUGUGAUGGCCUGGCCCAGGAUGUCAUCAGCACCAUAGGGCAAGCAUUCGAGCUUCGAUUUAAGCAGUACUUGCAAUGCCCCUCUAAGACACCUACUUUAUCUGAUAGGAUGCAGAGUUUUGAGGACCCAUGGACAGAGGAAGAGAACGAGGCAACAGAGCAUCCCUAUUACAACAAUAUCCCAAAUAAAAUACCUCCCCCUGGCGGAUUCCUUGAUGCCAGGCUCAAAACAAGGCUUCUCACUGCUGCAGACACAGCUCAGUCUGCAUCAAGAAUUGGAGGAGAGCAAAUUUAUUAUCAGAGCCAUAACUUAGGAGAAAAAUUCAGUGAAGAAUGGCAUCAAGGACCUGUUAAACAAGGAUCUCUGGAUAUUUGUAGUAUGUCAGAAGAGAAAUCAGAAGUAGCACCAACAGGAGAGCUGCCAAUAUAUGUAAACACCCAGCAUAUAAAUAGAGAAGAUCUAGUGGCACUUCAGGCAGAUGCUGAAAGUACCUUCAGUGGAACAGUAGAGGAUGCUGAAGCAAACAGCCCAGGAAAGGAUCUGUUUGACAUGAAACCAUUUGAAGAUGCUCUCAAGAAUCAAACAUCUGAGGUUAUGUUGAAGAAAUCCACCUCCACCAGUCCUCCUUUAUCCAGAGUAGCUGUCCGGACUGAAGCUGAAGAGCUGAGUGCAGAGCCAUGGUAUCAAGGAGAGAUGAGCAGGAAAGAAGCAGAACAGCUAUUAAAGAAAUGUGGAGAUUUCCUUGUGAGGAAGAGUACCACGAAUCCUGGCUCCUAUGUGCUGACAGGCAUGCACAAAGGACAAGCCAAGCAUCUUCUUUUGGUGGACCCAGAAGGAACUGUUCGUACAAAAGAUCGUGUCUUUGACAGCAUAAGUCAUCUCAUCAACUAUCACCUUGAGAAUAAUUUGCCUAUAGUUUCUUCAGUGAGUGAACUCUGCCUGCAACAGCCUGCCGAAAGAAAACACUGAUUUGAGACAACUCUUUUAGUUAUUGCAAUUUGCAAACUAUAACUGGUAGAAAUUGCAGAUCUGAAAGGAAAAUGUACAUUAACCACCCCCCCCACAUAUUCACAUACAUUUCACAAGUAUGUUUUAUUUCAGUUUAAGAAGCCCCAUUUCAUAUGGUCCACUUCAACAUUUUCAAUGCUUUAUGUGACAUGAAAUCACAUCAGAAGCCUUUCUUAAAAGAAAUUUCAACAAAAUUGCUCAGAUUCUCUAAUGUGAAUGUUGAUAGUGUAUAUACACAUUAUAUAUAUAAAUACAAUAUAUAUUUAUAUUUUUCAAGUCAGCCUGUUGACGGUAUAAAACUAUCUUCUGUGCCAUGUGUUUUUACCAAAAGAAAAAUAACAAGUGUGAUUGUUCAGAUAAAAAAAUAGAAUCCAGCAGUCUCAAUUUCUUGAGAAAUUUAAUAUUACAAAUCUUAUUUCUGAUUUUACCUAAGAAGCACAACUAUGGGGAUUACAGAUGGAUUAUGCUAGUUAACCAUGGAAGGAAUCUGAAUUCAGUAACUAGUAUUCCAACUCAGAAAUUUAGCAUAAAAUGUUUUUUAAAAGCAUUAUUCACUGUCACUGAUAUCAAAAGGAUUUUAUCUUUCUGACGUCAAGUUUGAAUUCUUAUAUGAUGCUAUUCAAAACAUUUGUAUCUUACUUUAGCAAUGAUUUGGUGUGAUCUCUAUGUGUACGAGGUGUGUGUUUUGAUUUUUCUAAUGAUAUUGUAACAGUAUACUGUAACUUCAAUUUUUUAAUUUCAGUGCUAAGGUUAUUUAUAAGUAGUUCUCUGCUUAUGGUGAAGAUCUAGGUGUCCUUGAACUAACAGUCUCAAACGAGAUGUUGCAUAUUGAUUAGACAAGUUCAAAUAACUUUUGUUUAAUAGGCUUAAUAUGAGAUGUACAUGACUGUUCAAAGACAUAUCUGAAAAAUCUUUUCUUCUUGUAAGCAGUGAAAACUAUCUGAACUCAGUGGUCAGUUUUGCAAAUGAUGUCACUUGCAUUUACUUGCCAAAGCAUAACUUCAUUUUGGCCUUCAGCAAGUGAUAGCUAUUGGAAAUAUACUGUUUUUCUCUAAAUAUCAAGUUAAAAAAAACCACAUACAAUAAAGACACAUUUCUGGCAGCAAUGCCCUUGACUUUUGGUACUGGGAAAUGCUUUAAGGGAUGUUUGUACUGUCCACAUUUAAACAUUAUAUAAAGUUAUUUUCCCAUUCAAUGAAUCUUAUUAUGAGUCAAAUUCAAUAGACACAGUUCCUGUAAAUGCAAUGCUUGUGCCAGAGUCAAGAUUUAGCCUUCAGCAAUCCAAGUCUUCUCUAGCACCAGUCUCUCAAAUCAAAUCUUCAGACUUGAUUCAUAAAAACUCAGCAGGGUAAGUCUAGGUUAAGUACCUGCCUAUCCUGCAGUAUACUUAAAGUUACAUUUGGUUCUAACAAUUUGCUAAGUUUAAAAAUUUGUCAAACCGUAAUCAAACUGACUGAAGAAUUCACUUAGAAUAUAUUCAGCAGGACUAUCAUAUUAAAAUUCUGAAAUAAUUUUCUUGUAGCUUCUGCUUUUAAAUAUGAAGUUGCAACUUGAAAGUUUGAUUUUGAGUAAUCUCAAAACUGAAAAUUAUUGCGACACCUAAGACUAAUCAUGCACCUAUGUAAAAAUACACUUGAUUCUGUAAUUAGGACAUCCAGAAGCCAAAGAUAUUAGUGAACCAAAUGCUUGUGAUUAAUUUUACUAAAUAUAGUUAUUAUUUGAUAUUUCUAGGUCUGAAUGGGAGCUGAGAGAUAAGGAGAGCAACUAAAUGCUGAAUUCAACCCAGAUCAGUAUGGUACUGAGUUUGAAGGAAUUACUGAAAUUUUGUUUUACUAGGCUGGGAGUGGCAGGGAAAUAGGAACAGAUCUUAUAUGCCAAAGUAGUAUUGACCAAAAUGACUUUGUUUGAGAGUCUCACAAAAUUAUUUUACUUACCCAUGUCUCACCAUUUUCCAUUAGAUUAUCUUAGCUGCCACUAUUUUUUUCAUAUCUAAUGCUUCUUAUUCCAUGCUCUAACCUUUCUGUAGCCAUGUUCUGGAAAGUUUUCACUGUGAUAUCACUACCUAUAAGAGAAGGUGUCUUUGAAUAUUGCAUAUCAUUUCAGUAAAAGUCUGCUGCAUAACCCUCUUAGGUGUCUUCAAGAAGACCACCUGCUCCCUAUGUCUAUUUUGGAUUCCUAAAUAUCCUGGAAAAAUGUGACAAGAUUUAGGUGUAUGAAUUUAAGUCACUAAACAUACAUCAAAAUAGAUGUCUUAAUUUUUUUACCACUGUCCUAGCUGUAGCUUUAAUAACUUAGCAGCCACUUAGCUGCAUGUUUUGGAAAUUAAAGCUGAUGCCAAGGAGACACAAAAUGAAACUUCUUGACAGAAAUACUAAAUUUCCCAGACUAUAUUUCACAAACUGUGCCUCCGGGGGAAUGUGGCUAUUUUGAGCUGCUCUGUCAGCACAGCCAAUUUGCCCAGCUCAGCAUAUCCACUGGUGAUGCAAAGGUUACAUACAUCGAUGCAAUGUGGCCCGAGAUGGCAAUAGUGCCACUGCACUCAACAGUGCCCUGCCCACACCACGGGCCAGCAGAUCCUGCCUGGCCACACGUGAGCAUACAGAGGCUUUUCUACAUCGCUGGGAGCCACACAGACUCACAACUGCUCAGAAAGGAAGAGCAUGUGUGCCGCUCAGUACUCCAUUUGUUGAUCCAGCUGUGUUUUUGUCCCUGUCGCUCUGGUAGAUUUGGCUUUCUCCUUUAUGAAAAAGGCAAAUCAGCUGUAAAGCUGUUUGGACAGCAGCUCCAAACCAGUUGUCAUUAGACCAGUUUUAAACUGAUUUCAACAAGAACUAAUUGAACCUGCUAGAGUGGCUGGGCUCACUUCUGUGAGGAGCCAACACUGCCACCAACUUAAGAGAAGUAAAAGUAAUAAGACAGGUUUAAAUGUUGUGAAAUUAGCUGAAAACCUGACAACUGACAGCAUAAUAAUAUGAGUCUUUUAAUGUUCACCGUUGGUUUGGAGUACCUCACCUAUUUUAUUAUUUUUUAUGCAAUCUCAAGGACUAGACAUUUGCUUGUGGUACUUCAGUACCUGACUUCAAGAAGUGGGAUUUUACUGAAUGAAAAACAUUUCUAGACUCAAUAGAAAUCACUGAGAUUAGGUGAUAUUAUAGUACCUUUUGAUGUUUUUCCAACAAAUAGCUGAGAAGUCAGAACUGGAACUCGAAAUGUCCUGCAAGACUGUCUACACUGCUUUUGAGUCUAUCUGAUCUGGUCGUGUUGCAACUAUAGGAAUGAAUGGCAAUGAAAACACAUUCAAUGACUUUAAACAAAGAACAAUUACAUGUGAACCAGAUGAUUUUGAUUACUUUUUAUUGCAGAACUAGACUAAUUAUUAAGUUAAUAAAAUUCACCCAAUGUUGCUGGCAGGCUGCACAUCUAGGUACCAUCACGUUUCCAAAAUUUCAUUAUUUCAGAUGCUUCAGAAGAAAUGAAACCUGAAAAUAUGGUUUGAAAACAGAAUUACCUUCUGACAAAUGGGAGUUUGCUCAGAGUGAGAAGUUGCAGCUCCCCUUUCCUUAAUGCAAGAAGAGAAUGUUCAAACUAACCAUACCUGGCUGGUCACCAUGUGAGAAGAUGCAAUUUCCAUGGCUUAAUGCCUGCCUUUUUGCCCAGUUAUACAGUUGUUUACUCCACUUAAUUUCCUACAGGGUUCACAAUGGAAAGUAACACUGGUUCUGCCAAAACCUGUCUGCCAGACAUUCAAUAAAAGCUUGAACAAAGGACAUAGUCCUGGGACCAGGAUUUCAGUGCAAAAUAUGUAAAUGGAACAAAAUGUUUAACAGUCUCGCAAAUGUCACCUGCCAGCACUAAGUUUUCUAUAGCCUAUAGUCAUACUUUUUCCACACUGUGGAAUAAUAUGCUCACAUUUCUUAUCACCAUGGUCCCCAGGCAUCCUCGAAGUAAGAUGAGGAGAAUUAAAAAAAAAAAAUUAUACUGUAGUGUGACUGCUGCUGGCAUAUCAAUACCAGAUACCAGAUAUAAUGUAUUAAUAAUAGAAUUUAUGCAUAUUUAGACAUUUGUCAGUAGAUUUGAUAACCAAAGUUUUGCACCUUCUAGGAAAUUUGCAGUUAUCAGAGGGAUAUUUGGAACUUGUGAAUACUCUGAAAAAAUAUUACAAGUCCUGUUUUCAAAACUUUGUUCUUAGCUUCCAAUGUCUAUCCAAAGUAAAUGCUAGAACCAAGAACUUAUAUUAAGUAAACCAUAAUCCAUAUUUGCAUAAAUGAAUUCUAAGCUGAAGUAAGAGACAUACUUCCCUUUUUAUCUGCCUGACACUUUCAAAAUAUGUCUGCAUAAAGUCUAAAUUCAGACAUACCUUAGUGUACUGUAAAAACCACUUUAACUUACAUGGUCUUUUUUGCUCAAGCUGAGGUUUGCACUCUUCACACAUCCAUGUGUGUUCAAAACUGUCAAAAUAGUGUGUGAAUUUCCACUUAAUGCUCUGUGAUCAGCUGGACUUACUCUGCUCACUCACAGUGUCUGUGCACCUUGGUGAUAUCUGCAUUGGAUGCAGCUGGAAUGAGGGCAGGCCUGUGGAAAAGAUAACAUGGACGUACAAUUUGCCUGCAGUUAACUAGAGGCUUAGAUAGAGAAAAGCUGUCUUGGGAGAGAAAACUUCAGGGAUAAGAAAUGUGAAGCCUGGAAAUAUGAGCCAGUAGGCAUUUAAGCCACUAAUGAGAAUAGAGAGUUGUUGCCAAAUUAUAAGCAUGCUAAUUGGUUGAUAGAGUUAAAGCAGAACCUCUGGGGAUACAAAGCCUACUGCUCAUCUCUUAUUGAGACAUUUAUGUUCACAAGCCCUGAUCUGUUCCUCUGCACACUCCAAAGUAAACAUCUCCUAAGGCUUCCAGGGAGAAAAUGCAGGGCAGCUUUUUUUUUUUUUUUUCUUUUGGUCUCAGUAAUGGGGAUAAGAUUUCAGAGCUACACAUUUCUAGGAAAAGCAUCAUACAAAGAGAGUGUUUCAGCCUUGUUUGACAACACAACAGGUCAUGGAAACCAAAAGAAGAAGCUAGAACUAGGUGACUCAUUCUGCUACCCUACUGUGUAAGAGACAGUGCAGAUGACUCAGAAAACAAAGGUAGCCUCAGAUUUUGAGAUUAAGAUACAGAUUUACACUUUAUGUAGCUAUCAUGAAGAUCAAAUAAAGUCCAGGUCAAAUGGAAGCUUUUUCCAGCAGUCCUCCUCUUUCUUCCAUGAGGAACAAGACAUCAAACACACCCAGGCAUACAUUAAUUCAAAAUUAAGUGACAUUUUCUAUUAAGUGAUGAAUGUGAAGAUGAUAAUUAGUAUAUAUUUGUGUCCUUUCUGUCUGGAUUGCUGUGAUAACUGCUUCUUAGUAAAGUCCUGCAGAGUUAAAACUUGAAAGAAGCUAGGUUUCUUCUUUUGAGGUAAAUGUUUUUCUUUGCAUUGUGUGGCAGCAACAACAAAAGUAAAAAGUGACUAUUUUGCUGUAAAAAGAAGUUUUAUUGUACAAUUGUUAUUUAAUAAUAUUUAUUACUUUUAGAAACGUUUUUAACUGAGAAUUGCAGGAAAGAUAAUGUAUGUGGAAAUAUUGUGAUAAUUUAUAUUCCUAACCACUUUUGUGAAUCUCAAGUCUUUCCCUCUCUGCUGACUGUGAUAUUUUAGCUAUAGAGACAAAUUUUGUCUCUGAGGAAGUCCUUGAGCAAUGUAGUUUGGAAUAUAAGUGUCAUGCAACUGUUUUCUGAUUAUUCAGUUUGUAUAUGUUUAACCAAAGUAAUAAAGCAGUGAGCACUAUUACUAGAUUGAAAUGCAUGUAAAGUGAGUUUGAGUCUAUUCUCUUAUGCUCAGAUUCCUUAACGAAGUUUAUUUGCUGGGUUUGGGAUUGGGCUUGGGAGCCCAAUCUGUGUCUUGUGCCUCCCAACAUUUUGUAGCAGAAUGUGUG
This is a messenger RNA of Passer montanus (Eurasian tree sparrow), 8223 nucleotides long. RefSeq names its product SHC adaptor protein 3 (gene SHC3). The record is from RefSeq and is a predicted model, not a curated record. The coding region runs from base 354 to 2243 and encodes 629 amino acids. Gene Ontology annotation, biological process: cell surface receptor protein tyrosine kinase signaling pathway; intracellular signal transduction. Gene Ontology annotation, cellular component: plasma membrane. Gene Ontology annotation, molecular function: receptor tyrosine kinase binding. Lineage: Eukaryota; Metazoa; Chordata; Aves; Passeriformes; Passeridae. The transcript is spliced from 12 exons.